This is a messenger RNA of Clarias gariepinus (North African catfish), 6847 nucleotides long. Its product is annotated as formin-1-like. Gene Ontology annotation, cellular component: nucleus; actin filament; cytoplasm. The transcript has 17 exons. The record is from RefSeq and is a predicted model, not a curated record. Gene Ontology annotation, biological process: actin nucleation. The coding region runs from base 611 to 4633 and encodes 1340 amino acids. Gene Ontology annotation, molecular function: microtubule binding. Lineage: Eukaryota; Metazoa; Chordata; Actinopteri; Siluriformes; Clariidae.
AUGGAGUAGGGAGGGAAAAAGGGAGGGAGCUGCAGAAACGUAGGUAAACCGGUGUGACACACUCUAUACCAAAUCUUGCUGUUUUUUACAAAGAACUUUCUCCGGCAGACGUACAAACUGUUGCAUAUUUUCAACAAGCGGGAAGAAAGCGCAGUGCCAGGAGACUACCAUGCACUGUAAAUUCACGCUGACGACAUUUCUGGACCACAUCUGCUUGAGAGAAGUAUAACCUUCCAGCUUUCAGAUGAUUAUAGAAGAUUUUGAAAACACAGAACAUUCAACUUGUCAGCUGAAUCAAAGAUUAAUCCACGGUACGGGCAUGUCGGAUUUUGGUGGAAGAACUGAAAAUCAUGUUGUGGAAAAGGUUCACGUUUUUGUUUUGACAAGCACGCAGCUUGAAUACAGCUUUACCUGCCAAAAGAGAGCAAGAUAAGAAGGGUUUUUAUUGAGGCUAUAAUUGCAGCGCUCCUGGAGUGGGCAAGGGUAUUUGCUCGCACAAAAGACUUCUGUUUUCUACAGAAACCAGCUCUUUGUGACACUGACUGGAUACACAGAAGUGAUUUAAGAGUUGUAUUUUAAGUGGAUUGAGGAAAGCUAUUAAAGUCUUACAAUGGAUGGUGACAAUUCAUCUGGGUCAUUAAUCCAUAUGUUAUUAGCCUCUCCUAGGUUUGCGAAGAGAGAAUCUCAGCAGCAAGCAGGGGAAAACGCGGUGCUCAAGUCAGUCCGGAAAUUGCACGAGGAUGAAACAUUUCCACACCAUGCUAACAUUGGUGAUAUUAAUGACAGCUGUAUUACUGUUGUUUCUCCAAUAGCCGAAAUUAAAAACGAAGUCGUGUCUGAGCUAACAGAUGAACAGACGAAUACUGAAUACUAUAAGAGGGAAGAGCCGCAGAGCCCCCAGGUUCUUACCUGGAGAAGACCUUUUUCUUCCUCACUUAAUCUUUUAGCAGACUCUGAUGUGGUCCAGGUCAGAAGAGUGGAGACCUAUAUUGAUGAUGAAAAUGGAGAGGAAGAUGGAGGUAGCAUCCUGCCUGGUGAACAGAAGGUCACUGAGAAAUCUCCCGACCUGGAUGAAGAGACCCUAAAGCAGGACUGGGAUCUGCAUCAUCAUGAAAGGGAGAGUGAUGUGUCUAAGACAGAUUCAAUACUACUCGCCCUCACGGAUAAAAGUGUUUUGGAGGAGACAAGAGGAAAUGGAAUAUCUGUUCUGAACAGGACAUGGUCUAAUGAGACUUCUGACAGGCAGCAGGACUCCUCUCCACACACAGCAGAUCAUUUUGAACAGAUUACAUCUGAAGGACUUGAGAGAGAUUCUUAUUUAAAUAAUGGAGAUGACAACAUUUUAGAUACAGGUAAAGAUGUGCUAACUGCUAAGGAUCCCAUAUUGAGUGAACAUACUCACCCUGUUGAGGUGCGUGGAGAUUGUGCUGGUGAUGGACAAAUUGUUUCUCUAGUCACUGAGGACUCUCUUCAUGUGCCAUCAGUUACUGGGUCUUCGCUCAAGAUAUCUACAGAGUCUCAACCUACACCAGCACCAGAUGCAGAAGCUUUGGACUCCUCCUUACUUUCAGAAAAGCAAAAUGAUCAUCAAGAAGUGAUAAGUGAAACGGCUACACAAAAAAUAAGUGUCCACAGCUCUUCAGCCGUUAUCUCUCCAAGCUCAUCUCCCCAGCCUGGAAGCAGCCUGAAAAAGGACCCUUUUUUGAAAGAUCAGAAAGCGUCCCAAAAUGAUUUUGUGCCAAGUGCUACAUCUCCUUUACAAGAAAUCAAGGAGAACACGUCUGCCACCAAGAGCAAGACCUCCGCAGACUCAUCUCCCACUCGCAAUCCCAAAUCUUUAUCACAAUCAACAGCCAGGGAACCAUUCCAGCUCCCUGCCCUAUUCAGUGGUUUACGAGUACUAAAGAAGGGUGCUGUGGGAGAGGAUAGAGAGACCUUGUCUGAGAUUAAGCACAAAGAUGCAGACAGGGCACUGCUGAGCCUGAAACAGCAUGUCAACAAAACCAAAUUUAAACAGCACCAAGCCAGCACCUCCACACCCAAAAAGGGAGCUGAUCCCAAAGAAAGGGCCGAGGCCAAGAACCAAUGGCGGCAUCUGCUCAAUUUUGAUGACACCCGCAAUGAAGGGAGUGUAGAAAAGGCCCCAAAGGAUACCAAAGACGUAAAUACAGAAGAAAAAGAAAAAGGGUUGGCAAAAGAUACAAGUGAAUCGUUUAAGUUUUUGGCAAGUUUUAAGCCACUUAUGAGAGAUACUGGAGAUGUUUCAGUGGACCUAGAGGCUCUCAAGAAGAAAAGAAAAAAUGAAAAAGAGAUACUGAAGUCCAUCUUUGACAAAUCUCCAAGCAGAUCAAUUAGCAUUGACAAGAGUCCUGGAGAAACUGAGCUCACCUCUCCAGGUGACGGUGAGGACAGGACACCUGGAAGACUUGUAGCAGUAUGGCCUCCACCCAAGCCUAAAGAUGAAGAGGAAAAAGUGGGACUCCGUUACACUGAAGCAGAGCACCAGGCUGCUCUUCUGCACCUGAAAAGAGAAUGUAAAGAACAAUUGGAAAAAAUGCACGAUGACUUCGAGCUGCAGGUGUUCCAGCUGCGUGGAGAGCAUGCAGUGACUGUUUCCCAACUACAAGACACUCUAGAUCAAAUUCGCCAGGAACUAGGCUAUCCACGGGACAAGAAAAAAGUGUGUGACGCAUGUGUGUCCACUGAAGAUGACACGUCCCUCAAAACAUAUCGCCAUGUUUGCAUCCAGACUGACCGGGAAACUUUUAUCAAGACACCGGAAAAUGAGAGCGCCAAGCCUGUUCAAAGCCUGCCCCGAAAACUUGACCUUGAUUCCAUCACUCAGAAUCUAGGCGUGGUACCUGGUGCUCCGCCUCCACUACCUCCACCUCUACCUGGCCAAGCAGGUCUCUCACCAGCUUCAGGUCCACCACCACCACCACCGCUACCUGGAUCAGUGCCACCACCCCCUCCACCUCCUUUACCUGGAGCAGGAGGUGUCCCACCUCCACCUCCACCCCUUCCUGGAUUUGGUCCCCCUCCUCCUCCUCCUCUACCUGGUAUGAUUGGAGGGCCACCUCCACCCCCACCUCUACCUGGAGCUGGUCCUCCUCCUCCUCCUCCUCUACCUGGUAUGACUGGAGUUCCGCCUCCACCCCCACCUCUCCCUGGAUUUGGUCCUCCUCCUCCUCCUCCUCCACCCGGUAUGCCUGGAGCUCCGCCUCCACCUCCACCUUUUCCAGGUUGUGGCCCCCCACCUCCUCUGCCCGCCUUUGGGAUGGCAGUGGAAAUAGGCCCACGAAAACCAGCAAUAGAACCAGCAUGUCCCAUGAAGCCACUCUACUGGACGAGGAUUCAGAUUCAAAACAACAAUAACAACACGCUGUGGGGUUCUCUGGAAGAACCAGAUAUUGUUGACACGAAGGAGUUUGAAGAGCUUUUCUCCAAAGCCACGGUGCAGCCAAAGAAGAAGCCUCUUUCCGACACAUAUGAGGACAAGCCCAAAGCCAAGAAGAUAAUCAAGUUAUUAGAUGGAAAACGUUCUCAAGCAGUGGGGAUCCUAAUAUCCAGCCUUCAUCUGGAGAUGAAGGACAUUCAGCAAGCUGUUCUGACUCUGGACAACUCCAUAGUGGAUUUGGAGACGAUUGAAGCUUUAUAUGAAAAUAAAGCUCAGGACGAUGAACUGGAGAAAAUCAAAAAACACUACGAGAAGUCAAAAGAGGAUGAGGUCAAACUUUUGGAUAAGCCUGAACAAUUCCUAUAUGAGCUGUCCCAGAUUCCAGACUUUGCUGGUCGAGCUCACUGCAUCAUAUUCCGAGCAGUGUUUCUGGACUCGAUAUCAUCCAUAAAUGGUAAAGUUGAGAUCAUCUCCAGAGUGAGUAAGAGUCUCUUGGAAAGCGACAGUAUUAAAGAAGUGAUAGGUCUCGUCCUGGCCUUCGGGAACUAUAUGAAUGGCGGGAACAGGAACAGAGGGCAGGCUGAUGGGUUUGGCUUAGAAAUUCUUCCCAAGCUGAAGGAUGUCAAGAGCAGGGACAACCGUAUUAGUCUGGUGGAUUACGUGGUAUCCUACUACCUACGACACAUAGAUAAGGAUGCAGGGACGGAUCAGAGUGUUUUCCCACUGCCCGAGCCUCAGGACUUCUACCUUGCUGCUCAAGUGAAGUUUGAUGACCUCCUAAAAGACAUGCGAAAGCUAAAGCGGGAUCUCACAGUCUGUGAAAAAGAUGUCCAAAGUGUGUGUGCCAACUCCUCAGAAGAACACCUCCAACCAUUUAAAGACAAAAUGGAAACUUUUCUCACCACUGCAAAAGCGAAGUAUGCGUCCGAAGAUGAACGCCUCGGCGCUGCCCAGAAAAGCUUCAAUGAAAUGGUCUCUUACUUAGGGGUCAAGCCAAAAUCCGGAGAGAAGGAUGUUUCACCUGAAUAUGUUUUCUUACUAUGGUUUGAGUUCUGCACUGAUUUCAAGACCGUAUGGAAACGUGAGAGUAUGAACAUCUCCCAGGAAAGGUUAAAAGAAGCUCAGAUGACUGUUCGAAAGAUUACAGCUGAGAAGAAAGUGGAGACAAAAAAGGUUAACGCCAACAGUCUGAAAGAGAGACUGAAGCAGAAGGAGGCGAACGUGUCCUCCAGCUGAAGAUAAAACAAGUCAGAUAUCGAUAAAGCAACAUCUUCACCACCUUCCAGAGGGACAGUUUGCACAGGUCUAUGGCAUUCUAUUCUGUCACAGCGUACUUGUGGCCACCAAAAAAGAUCUAAGAUCUGCGUUUUCCUCUUCUUUGUGGAGGUGAAACUACAACCAAGAGUCGUUUGACUUGUCAGGAAAUGAACCAUCUCCAUCUCCGACAUCUUCAGUGUUGAAUCCAAGCUUCUGUCUCUUGUAAAGGUGCUCCUGGCUGGAAGGGUUCCAUCAUACAGGUUAUAGGAAACAGUUUCAGGAUUUCAGCUAUAUUUUAUGCUUUUAAAAAAGAAAUAUUAAAAGAAAAACAGGGCAUUGAUAAAAUAAACCAAACAACCUUUUAAUAGCCAUGUUGUAAGACUUAGUGAAUUAAAUGUAAACAGAGAGAGAGAGAGAGAUUUGCCUAUUAAGGCUUUUAUAAACUUCAGUAUAAAAGUCAUGAGUUUUUUUUUCCCUUUAUUUAUUUUCUGACAGCAGAUCUCCUCAGUCAGUUAAGACCUCUCUUACGCACCUCAAAUUACCAAUAAAAAAAGAGAAAUAAAGCUCCUGGUUUUAACUGUAUAAAUACAGACUCUGUCUCAUAGGUGUAGGGUUUUCACAGUCACUUGCACUUUCCUGCUAACAGCAGCAGCCCUUUUGCCCCUACCUUUUUACCUGAUGUAUCUGUUUUUACUUCCUUCGCAAUAUCUCAUGCACCUCAGUUGUAGUUUCUAUGCAAUCUCAUUUCUGAACAACAGGGCUUGUUAGAGCAACAGUCUCCAUGUACUAUAUAAUAUAUUUAUUUUCAUAGAAUUUUGCUGAAGCUUAUAUUCUUUAAAUGAUGUGUUGAAAAGUGAACACAUUAGUGAGUCUGCACUGAAGAUGGAUAUAUACAGUAUAUAUUUAUAACUUUUUUUGUGUGUUUUUGUGCCUCGAGUAAAUUCCUUAUCAUUACCAAAUUGCUUAUGAUUUCAUCUUCUUGGCUAGCAAGUAAUAAUAAAUUAAGUGUCUUGGACGAAUGACCGGGUCCCAUGGACAUAAAUGGUCUUUUCCAUACAAAGCUUGCCGUUUGUUCCUAUUUAUCAACUACAAAUAUGUGGUGUGUGUAGCAGCAUUAUGUAAAUGUCAGUAAUCAUGGUCAUCUUCUCUUUACUGUUCUUGUCCUGUCUGUCUUUCUGUUCCCAUUAACUUUCCCCAAUUCAAGUUGUGGUUGUUGCUAAAUUGUCCUUUCAACAGUCUAUUCAUAUGCAUAAAACUGAACUCAGUGACCUUGGGGAAAAUCAGGACAUAACCAGGGUUAGCUCAUGUUUCCCCUCAUUUCACACCAUCCAACAAAGUCGUGCAUUAAAGCUGAAACACACUCUAUUUGUGCCACUCACUUUUUUUUAUAUUGUGUGUUAUUUUAGGGGGAAAUGAUGAGGAAUAGCAAAUGGCCAAUGUUUCUAAUGAAAUGCUGUGAUAUAUUUUUUGAUAUAUUUGUGGCACAUGAAAAACAAAGCAUAUGAGCCCUGAUGUUUACCUCUACAGAGAUUAGAGGGCCUUUUUUUCUUAGAGUUUGGCACGUUUGCAUAAUAAGGUAUAUUUAUCAUUUUUCUAAACAUUCCACAUUACAAACUAAAUAGGAUACAAAAAGUGCUUCUGGUUCACUCGUCGUCUAUACCGCUUUAUCCUGUAUACAGGGUUGUGGGGGCAUAUCCCAAGGGGCACACGGUGGGCAUCACUUUGCAGAGCACACACUCCAUCGCAGGGCACACACUCAUACACACAUACUACAGGGCAAUUUGUGAAUGCCAAUUAGCCUAAUCUGCAUGACUUUGGACCUUGGGAGGAAACCGGGGGAUCUGGAGAAAAUCCACCAAGCAUGUGUAGAACAGGCAAACUCCAUGCACACAGAUCGGAGGCGGGAAUCGAACCCUGGAGGUGCAAUGUGACAGGGAUAACCACAAUGCUGCCAUUUAAGAAAAUGUUCUGUGUUAUUUUCUUUUCAGUUAAAACCAAACUGAUUAUGAGACUUAAAAUCCAGGAACCAUUUGUGAUUCAUAUUAAUAUAAAUACUGCAUCCACGUUCUGUAUAAACAAUAUCCAUCUAAUUUCCAGGCUGGAUAUGUAAAGAUUCCCUGCCCAGAAAGAGACUCAGGUAGAUUUAUUUCACUUUUUUAUUUAUCCAUUAACUCAACAGGCCUACAGUCAAGA